CCCCACGGUUGCGUUCCGCCACCUUAUAUUUUUACCAGCCUCAUUAUCCCAUUUUCGAUAUAUUCAUACCCGUCAUUGCAUUGAUUAGUGAUGCCUGCCGACGGAAAAAGAUCAAAUGCGAUACAGCCGGUCCCGGUAGUACGUGUAAAACUUGCAAAUCAUUGAAAAUCGAAUGCACAUUCAACGACAGGCAAGUCACGGACUCUUGCUUUGUGUAAUAUUGAAACACUGCAGUGCCAAGAAACGCGGACCUCCGAAAGGGUAAGUGACCUGUAAAAAACAAGGAUCCGACAGUGUGGAGGUUGAUUUUUUUUUUCUGUCGUACCAUGUUUGUGUAUAGGUACAUUGAGAUAUUGGAGAAUCGUUUAAAACGUAUGGAGAAAAUUCUCGGAGGCCUCGCCGAAUCGAAACAAGACACCGCCCAUCCUGACCAUCCAGAACAGCAAAUCACCAGCCAUCGCCCAGACUAUCCAACCUCAGUGUCACCUUCUUCGACGUCCGCCCCUCCUCCGAAAAAAGCAUCUUCGUCCGAACCACAGACCUCCCUCGAUCCUUCUCCGUCCGCCUCUUUGUCCUCUCCAGUACCACUCCCUCCACCGUCGCGUUCUCCCGAUGAUCCAGUAACAUCAUCGAAAUCUACUCGUUCUCGAUCUCCUCCAGAACAGAAACCGCUGGCCGUCGAACUUUCCUCUUUAAGUACGGAAAUGAAAACGCGAUAUAUUGGUGACAUGAGCCCCUUGCCCUUUCUGGCACGUAAAGUGGAUUUCGAGAACAGUGAAUUGUCGUCCCACCUUGGAUUCAAAAUACGUCGAUUUGGACAAAGUCUCGUCUGGUACGAAGAAGAAGAUAAAUCGGGUAAAGGCGCCAAUCACAAGCUAUUGGAAAUGCUGGGCAUGUUGAAACCGGGCGAAACCAUCAAUACAUUGAAUGAAUGGAUCUACAAAGUCGCAGGGUUGGAUAAAAGCAUGAGCGAUCGUCUAAUGAAAGUCUAUUUCGCGUAUAUCCAUCCUGGACUCCCCGUGGUAAACAAGGCGUUGUUUUUGAAACAAUAUCGUGGGGAAAUUGGGGAUUAUCCAUCGGCACCCUUGUUGAAUGCUAUUUAUGGCGCAGCCGUACGGUAUAUCGACACAUGUCAUUUGUUCGGAGGCAAAGUGAAUGCGGACGGCACGAAUUGGGACAUUCCGAAAGGCUGGUCGGAACAAUUAUUCGAUAACCUGCUGACGUAUGUUAAAGGGCGUUACAGUCCAUGUAUCGCUACUAUCCAGGCCUUGGUGAUUGGACAAAACCAUCGUGCGAGUCUCGAUGAAAAACUCAACAGCGGCUGGCUAUUAAAUGCCGCUGCCAUACGCAUGGCUCAGGAUUUGGGACUUCAUCGAUCCAGUGCAACGUGGGACAUUCCUGAAAGUGAAAAGGAAACUCGCAAGCGAGUGUGGUGGUCAGUUUAUAUCAUGGAUAAAUGGUCAGCCGCUGCCACCGGACGUCCCCAAACCGUGUUUGAUGAGGACUGUGACGAAAAUUAUCCAAAUGAGAGUGCGAGUUGGGAAGAGGUGAUGGAUGUCAUGGAACGCCAAGGCGAGAAUGAGGCUGAUGCAGAUUACCCGCGAUUCCCUUCCUUGGACGAACAUGUGGCGGGAAAAAUCAAAGGGGAAAAAAUUCCCAUCUAUCAGCCCUUUGUGCAACUCGUGAAACUGUCCGAAAUUCUCGGUCGCAUCCUGCAGGGAUUAUACACACCGCUCGCCAAACGUCAAAGCGCCGAACGUGGUAGUGAUGCCAUUGUCACUUAUCUCGAUGCCGCUCUAUCCGAAUGGCGCAGUGCCCUUCCCCCAGCUCUGCAAAUAUCGAACGUCAAUGUACGCCGCCUUGAUCACAACGGUCGCACCCCUUUGCUAUCCAUGUCAGGGUUAAUGUAUUUAUCGUACUGUACCUUGUUAAUAUUGCUUCAUCGUCCUUUUAUUGAAAAGGAAGGAGGCCAGAAAACGCGGUCAUCAUUGUCGUCGCUCAGUAUCUGUACGAGUGCUGCGACACGGUGCGUGGACAUUGCGGCCAAGAUGCAUUACCGCGAUUUCUUGCUCGUGUCUUGGAACUUUGCUAUUUAUCCUGUGUUUACCGCGUCCCUGAUUCACAUUUAUAAUGCAGCCAACUCAGAUACGAUCGUGUCCGAUGAAGCCAAGGCCAAUCUUAUCAAAGCGGCAGCGGUCAUUAAACGGCUUUCAAAAAUGUCUCAAGCGGCCGGCCGGUUAUAUGAGGUACUGAUGAAGCUCAUGGAAGUACGCAAUAUCUCGGUGGAAGAAAUGAUCCUAGACGAAGAAGAAGAGGAUACGCGGGACGAUCCAGAAACCCAAGUGAAAAAGAAGAAUAGGAAAAGAUUGUUUACCGAUCGAGCCUCGGUGAUUCAGAAAGAGGCCAUAGCCGCUUCUUCGCCAAGCACCGAUGGCCGAAAGUUGGACGAUCUGACAUCAAGUGUAUCACCGCGGGUAUCGGAUGUAGGACGCGGUCAAGCGAUGCAUCCUCAAAAUACGAAUGACAACAAAUCACCUCAAAGUCUGAUGAAUAUCUCGAUACCGAACUACGCAGACUCGGACAAGGGAGGUACGACUGGAAACAGCAGUGCCGGAUCCACGCCUUCUUCGGCGGUGAACAGUGAUUGGAUCAACGGGUUGUAUUCUUCCAUGCAAGACAGUGGACGCCAAGUGAGUGCUGGUACUACGCCGUCGCAAGAGGCAGAUCCACAUUCGUUGCGACAGUUUGGACUGAGCAUGGACCAAAUGUUCAUUCCUUUGGAGCAGCUGGGCGAGGCAGAUGUGCACAGCAACAUUCCAAUGGAGCAACAAGGUCCACAACCUACCAUGACCGAUAUUUUAAUGUCCAACCAUCCCAUCAACGGUUUCUUGCUAGGAUUUCCUCAACUGAAUGCGAUCCCGUCCUCCACUUCACCUAGUUCUCAACCGCCGCCGGCAGUGACGGUGCCAUCGCAUGGUAUGCCUGUAUCACAAGCCAUGUAUCGUCCAAAUACUUCGUCCGAGUAUCGAAUGCCCGUGGAACAGGCCCCCAUGCCUCUGCAUGAAAUGAAUCAAGGGCUUUUCAGGAAUCGUCCUGAUAAUCCUUUCUGGUCUGUCCCGAGUACAAUAGAAAUGGCCGAUUGGACAGCCUAUUUAAUGCCAGAACAACUUCAACAACCGCCCUCUGGCAAUCCACCGUCCUGGCCCAACGGCCAUGGCUGGAUGUAGUAUUAUUGACCUAGGAGAACAACCGUCGAGGGAGCCAUAUGUACGAUUUUAUUUAUUUACCACUAUUUUUUUUUUGAACAAAAUCCAUCAUGUAUUGUAAUUGCAUCAUUUCACCCAAAUUUUACGUUUCAUCUUGCCAAUCUUGUCAUACAGUCUUUGUGACGCAUUUGACCUCUUUGUUAAAAACAAAAAAAA
This is a messenger RNA of Radiomyces spectabilis, 3422 nucleotides long. Its product is annotated as fungal-specific transcription factor domain-containing protein. The record is from RefSeq and is a predicted model, not a curated record. Lineage: Eukaryota; Fungi; Mucoromycota; Mucoromycetes; Mucorales; Radiomycetaceae. The coding region runs from base 327 to 3227 and encodes 966 amino acids. Gene Ontology annotation, molecular function: DNA binding; zinc ion binding. The transcript is spliced from 7 exons. Gene Ontology annotation, biological process: DNA-templated transcription.